Symbiodinium sp. CCMP2456 is the source of this 2019-nucleotide messenger RNA. NCBI's taxonomy places the organism in Eukaryota, Dinophyceae, Suessiales, Symbiodiniaceae. The record is from the annotation of a GenBank genome assembly.
AUGAUUUUGGGAACUGGUUGGGCAAGCUUUCGUGUCCUUGCUGACAUAGAUACCAAGAAGACAGACGUCACCGUCGUUUCUCCUCGAAACCAUCUGCUGUUCACGCCAAUGUUGGCAUCUUCCGCACUGGGGACGGUGAAUCAAAGAUCGAUUUGCCAACCUGUGCGUCCGUUGGUGGCUAAAAAGAAUGCCACCUACUAUGAAAGUGCUGUUGUUGCGAUUGACAAGGCGACGAAGAAAGUCACAUGCAGAACGGUGGGAGGGGAAGAGUACAUGCUGCCGUACGACAAACUGGUGGUGGGAGUGGGCUUCCAGCCGAACGACUUCAAUAUUCCAGGUGUGAAGGAGCACGCCCUCUUCAUGAAAGAGACGGCAGAUGCUACGCGAUUCAAAGACCAUGUCUUGGAGAAGCUGGAGGAAGCCUCCUACCACCACGCGUUGGACAACGAUUUGUCCGUGAGUGACGAGGAGCGGGCGAGGAUCCAGGACUUGCUGACCUUCGUUGUGGUAGGAGGUGGCCCGACGGGAGUCGAGCUUGCUGGAGAGCUAACAGACUUCCUCUAUAAUGAGGGUGCGAAGCUCUACGGUCACUUGAAGCACUCAAUCCGUGUUCACAUGUUCACCUAUGACCUCCUAAACACCUUCGACCAAGACUUGCAGGAUUAUGCUCUGACCCACCUGCAGAGAAAGCAGGGGGUUCAAAUUCAUCUUGGUGCCUUUGUUCAGAAAGUGGAGCCAAACGUAGUGCACGUCAAGACGGGAGAGAGCCUGAUGUCGAUUCGCUAUGGCACACUGGUGUGGUGUGCCGGCAUCAAGCCUCAUCCAUUCGUGAAGUCUUUUGGCUUUACGAUGAAUGAUAGAGGAUCUCAGAUCCUCGUAGACCCUUACUUGAAAGUGAAGGGGGAAGAUGACAUCUAUGCCAUCGGCGAUUGUUCCACCAUAGAAGAUUACUGGCUUCCGCAAACAGCGCAAGUUGCCAAUCAACAGGGGCAAUAUCUGGCCAAAGUGCUGAGUCAGAAAGACCCCUUGAAUAUUAAGCCUUUCGAGUUCCACAACAAGGGGACGAUGGCGUACCUCGGCGGCUUUACGGCUGUCAUGGCCCAGCUCCCGGGUGUGAGCCGGGUGACUGGCUUUGUUGCGUUUCUUGGCUGGCGCUUCACCUACUGGUUCGUCAUGGGGAAGGGCCAGCGUCGACUGAUCAACGAAGGAAGCUCCAUCUCCGAGCCGGGAAUGCCCGUAGCCACAGUUUUCACGGUGCGAAACGGCACGGCAUGGCAUGAUCGGUCGCUGCUAGAUCUGGCACAACCGGAAGUUGAUAUGCACGCAUUUAUCACAGAGCCGGAGCUGUCAAGUUGGGAGGACUGCGUGCAAGCUCUCGUUCUGCAGGCGGCAGUCCGUGAGCGGGGAGAGUGGCAAAAGAAGGCCCGAGGUUUUUCUCGUUUCCGCAUCCCUCCCGAGCCGGGCCACUGGCAUGAGUCGGUAACCUCUGCACUGACCUGGAGGAUGCGUGAGGUCGAAGCCUUGCAACGCGAAAUCACAUUGCUGGAAAUGAGGCAAAGGGGAGAGCAGCGCGACAUGUGCCAGCUCCACGCGAGGCAAAGCAAGAGGAGUGUGGGAGCAGAGGCUAGCCGUUCUUUUCGCAGCCGCCAGAGCUCCGGUGCGUUCACUUGUCGGGAAAGCUCCAAGUCUGGCUCUGUUGGAUGGGUUGGCAGCCGAGCAAGACCAAAGCCUGUUACCUCACGAAAGCCGAGGUCUCUUCACGUGAUCCUAGAGCCGAACCUUGGGUCUUUGGUGCGCCGGCGGCAAAGAACAGAGGUGCAGCCCCUUUCCGGUGGCCUUUGUUCUCGUGCCAAAAGAGGUGACACUGAGGUCUACAUGUGGGGAUGGGAGCCCACCGAUGCCUGCUUCCAGGAUCAAGAGUUUGCGUUUUCGUCCUACACGCUGCCCGACGUUCCGCGCCUGGGGCACCGAGAGGCCAUUGUCGAGGCGCAGCUCCUCCACGAAGUGAUGAGCGGCUAA